Molecule: messenger RNA, 2058 nt
Organism: Bactrocera neohumeralis
Lineage: Eukaryota; Metazoa; Arthropoda; Insecta; Diptera; Tephritidae
Product: mini-chromosome maintenance complex-binding protein
Exons: 4
Coding region: 72-1901 (609 amino acids)
Biological process (GO): DNA-templated DNA replication
Molecular function (GO): chromatin binding
Source: RefSeq, a predicted model, not a curated record
UUUGGAAUUUUUCUUUUUGUUAAUCAUACACUUCAUUUUGUUACUAUUGUUUAUACAACACAAGUUUGAAAAUGCAUUCUUUGAGCUUAAAUAUUCUGCCAGAACACUUAAAAAGUGAGGAAGGUGGUUUAUUCAUUGAAUCUUUACAGGAUCCGAACAGGUGGAGUGGAAUUCCGUUGCUUAACUACACCCCAUUGCAUGACUUGAAAGACAUGAGUAUUGUGAGGUUUAGAGGAAUGAUUCAAGACAUGCUAGACCCCGAAAUGUACUUGGAACGUUACGAAAUUGUUAAAGAAGAUAAUACUUGUAGAGUCCAAGAUGGUAAAUUUCGAGACUGUUUAUUGUUAAAUGAGGGCGAACGUGUAAAUCAUGAUGCCAAGGAAAAUCUUCACGGUGAGCGUCGUACCUUCUUUGUUAUUUCUAUACCCGGUUUAAAUAACUGGUGCCAAGAGUAUGAAUCUCAGUGUAGUCGUAGCAAUUUUCCAAAGCCAGUGGAAAUGGAAAAUACAGCAGGCAAGAAGCGUUCCGCACCUAUGGAGGAAGAUAAUAUGCAUAUCGAAAUCGAUACAAGUGCCAAAUCUGCUGCUGAUGGUGAUAAUAAUAAGCGGCAACGUACAGGGGAAAAGCUAAAUAACGCUGUUGAUAGUGACACAGUUAAUCACACCUCAAAUUCAGUAAUUGGUAUGGAAUACCAUCUAAACUCGCCAAUUCCAAGUCGCCCCAGUAAAGCUUGUAUGGUAAAAAUAUACAACGACUUCGAAAAGUACAAAUUAAACACUAUUAUUGAUGUGGUUGGUUUUCUCUCGGUGAAUCCGGCAUUGGAUGCCACAACAAUGGACGUAGAUGCGUUUGAUAAUUUAAAUGAGAUACAAGCUCAAAACCCACCGCCAUCAUUAAUACCUCGACUUCAUGCAAUAGCGGUACAUUGCUUACCACAUCCAAAUCCUUUAUUGGAUGAGAGAUUGCUGUCAAAUUCGCAGACAUGUAUAGACCCACACGGUUUCAACAUGUUAUCUGUAGGCAAUGAAUUUCGAACGUUCUUAAAGUUAUGCCUUUUCAAUGACAACUUAGCUGCGGAAUAUCUCUUAUCACAUUUAAUAUCUACAGUUUAUUGCAGAGCAGAAUCUCGAUGUUUGGGAAGAUUUCUCUUAAAUAUCUUUAAUUUACCACAGAAUCGUAUUUCAAAUUAUACGAAACAAUUUUACGAGCUAUUGGACUUGAUAAUACCAGCCAGCCAUUAUAUUACAAUGACAGCAGAGACAAUGAACGAAUCAACUUUUGGACCAAAAAAGGAUUAUGAAACCAACAAGUUAGUCUCAGGAAUGCUACAGCUUGCACCACAAACACACCUCGUGAUAGAUGAGACAUUUACUAAAUCUGAUCGCCUUAACAGCAAUGGCAUUUUGUCUAUGCAAAUUCUUGGGCAUGUUAUGACGCAUCAGGAGUUGAAAUGUAAUUUCCAGUAUUAUGAAAUUGAUUAUGAAGUCGAUAUUCCAAUAUUGUGUUUCAGUGAAAAGAAAAGUAUUUUGCCAUACGAUGCAUUUGUACCAAUCGAGUAUGAUGACCAAUCUGUUGAAGUUAUUGAGGAGUCGCUCAAGGCAGCUAGGCAUUAUUUGAAUCCAACUCGAUUAAAUCAAUUUAGACGGUUCCUAACUAUGGCUAAACUCACCGAAUUUAAUGUGAACCCAGCUGAGAGCGAAAUGAUUCAAAAUGAUUUUGUAGAAAUGCGCAAAAAUAAAAGCAUUCGCGAUGCCGAAGAGUUACAUCAUUUGUUGGUAUUAACUCGAUUAUUGGCUGUGGCACGAGGCAAAAAUGUGCUUGACAAGGAUGCAUGGGAACUAGCCAAGCAAAUGGAGUCGACUCGUCAGCAAAGAUUUACAAAUUGGGAAGGAAGUCACUAAUUAAAAUUAGUUCAUUAAAAUGAAUUUUCGUUGGCUACUGCUUAAGGUGUCAUGUUCCAUUUGUUUUAAAAAUAAAUAAAAUCAUUAUACAUAUUUUUGUUUACUACAAAAAAACCUAUUAUUUUUUCUAUACGUAAAAAAUUAAAAUCAUUGUUAA